CCAGCGGCGAUGGCCGAGGGCGACCCGGGCGUGUUCACGGCCACGGCUCUGCCCGGGGACCCGCGGCUGCUGCCCACGGUGACCAACACCUUCCUGGGCACCCGCGUGUUCCGGGACAUCCUGCACGCCGCCGGGGUGUACAGCGGGGCCGCGGGGGACACGCACCGCGCCGAUGUCCCCAGCCCCCUGGGGCUGCGCAUGGCAGCGCCCGGCGCCUGCAGCCCCGCCGAGAGCUUCACCCUCAACACCUGGACAGGGACCUUCAGCCAUACGAUUCAGUGCCCUGGAUACACGGCCACCCACCAGCUCUACGCCCACCACUCCCUGGUGCACCUGAUGGCCUUCAGCAUCACCAUCCGGCGCUCGGAUGGCUCCACACAUCCCAUCACCAUCCAGCUCCAGAGCCUGUUCGUGCCACAGAGCCAGGACCUGGAUUUGACCCCAGGGCCAGACUUCCAGGGGGCGCACUACAUCUACGGGCAGACGCUGGUUCCCGAGGUGGAGGGGGGCCCCCGUCCCACUGUCCACAUGCUGUGGACCCCCAUCCCGCGCUCGCUGACGCUGGACGGGGAGGAGCGGGAGCGGCGCUGGGAGUUCCUGACGGCCGUGGCCGGGAGCGAGGAGGAGGCGAAGCGCAGCUUCAGCUCGGGGCUGUCCCUGCUGGCCGCGGGUUCCCUGCACCGCUCCCACGUCCGCGCCUGGGCCGCGCUGCGCCGGGGAUGCUCCGUGGAGCUGGACGGGCCCCUGACCCUGCGCCAGGCGCUCCACGGCUGCCUCUACUAUCUGCUGAGCGCCAUCCCGCCCCGGGACAGCCCCGCGGUCCUGUUCCACGGCAUCAGCCCCGGCGGCUUGUCCAACGGCACCCGCGGCGAGGACUACUGGGGACACGUCUUCUGGGACCAGGACACCUGGAUGUUCCCGAAUAUCCUGCUGCUGUAUCCCGAGGCUGCCCGCGCUAUCCUGCAGUACCGGAUCCGCACGCUGGAGGGCGCCAGGCGCAACGCGCGGGAACAGGGCUACGAGGGCGCGAAGUUCCCGUGGGAGAGCGCAGCCACUGGCCGGGAAGUGUGUCCUGAGGAGAUCUACGGAGCCCAGGAAAUCCAUGUCUCCGGGGAUGUCCUGAUGGCCUUUGAGCAGUAUUACUGCACCACGCAGGACCAGAAGCUGUUCCAGGAGGACGGGGGCUGGGAGCUGGUGGAGGCUGUGGCUCAGUACUGGUGCAGCAGGAUGGUGUGGAGUGAGGAGGACCAGCUCUACCACAUCAGAGGUGUCAUGCCCCCAGACGAGUACCACAGCCAGGUGGAUAACUCUGCUUACACCAAUGCCGUGGCCCGGCGCAGCUUAAAUUUUGCCACUGACAUGGCUCGGGACCUGCUGCUCCCGGUGCCAGAGGAGUGGGAGGACCGUGCCAGGAAAAUCAAAGUGCCCUUUGAUGAGGAGAGGAAAUAUCACCCUGAGUACGAUGGCUACAGCCCAGGUGAGCCAGUGAAACAGGCAGAUGUGGUCCUGCUGGGGUUCCCACUGAUGCAUCCCAUGAGUGCCGAGGUCCGGAGGAACGACCUGGAGAUGUACGAGCCCGUCACUGACCCGGCCGGGCCAGCCAUGACCUGGAGCAUGUUUGCCGUGGGCUGGCUGGAGCUGAAGGAGCUGCAGAGAGCCUGGAGCCAGCUGGAAAAGUGCUUCAGCAACAUCACGGAGCCUUUCAAAGUCUGGGUGGAGAACUCGGAUGGGUCGGGAGCCGUGAACUUCUUGACAGGGAUGGGUGGAUUCCUGCAGGUCAUCCUCUUUGGCUUCACAGGGUUCAGGAUCACAAGGUCCGGCCUCCUCUUCGAUCCCGCCUUUCCCGACGAUAUUGCCAAGCUGAAAAUCUCCAGCGUCUCCUACUUGGGCAACAAACUGGAGGUCACCAUCACCAGGGAGGAGAUGAGGAUGGAAGUGACUGAGACCUCCCGGGACCCUCCAGCAUCCCCCCUGGAAGCUGUGCUGGAGUCGGGACAGCGCUUUGCCCUGUGGGAAGGGCAGAGUGUCUCCUUCCCUACAGCACCUGGAUGGAUCCAGAGGUCACCCAGCAGGACCCUCUAAACUCUGGCUGAUCCGGGUGUUGCCCGCUGGAGCCCCAGAUCUGGGAUGUUGGUGGAGGGGGGAGAAGGAGUGGAGAGGGGGUGCCAGGAGGCCUUUUCCCACCCAGGACUGUGUGUGCUACCUGUCCUUGUGGCCCAGGGGGGACAGUGGCUGGAGCUGUCACCACGUCUGAGUCCCCCGCUCCCCUCCACACAUCCCUUACUUGGCACAGAAGAGGAAACCAAGCCUGAAAAUGACCAUUUCAAACGUGUUUGUUAAACAUCCAGGAGUUGUUCGUGCUCUCAGCAUGUUUGUGUUUGUAAGGAAGCCUGUUCCUGACUCCAGGAUCCUGACUCCAGCUCCUCCAGCAUGUCCUGCCCUGGUCCUCGCCUUCCCCCUGUGUUGCUCUGUGGGCUCAAGGGGCUGUGGAGGCUCAGCCAGUGCUGUUUCACCAGAUGAGUGAUAUUUUGGCAGUAAACAUUACUCCAAAAUAUGCAGC
Molecule: messenger RNA, 2560 nt
Organism: Pseudopodoces humilis (Tibetan ground-tit)
Lineage: Eukaryota; Metazoa; Chordata; Aves; Passeriformes; Paridae
Gene: PGGHG
Product: protein-glucosylgalactosylhydroxylysine glucosidase
Biological process (GO): carbohydrate metabolic process
Cellular component (GO): cytosol
Molecular function (GO): protein-glucosylgalactosylhydroxylysine glucosidase activity
Source: RefSeq, a predicted model, not a curated record